This is a messenger RNA of Macrosiphum euphorbiae (potato aphid), 435 nucleotides long. NCBI's taxonomy places the organism in Eukaryota, Metazoa, Arthropoda, Insecta, Hemiptera, Aphididae. The record is from the annotation of a GenBank genome assembly.
AUGGUGGAAUGGUUGCAGAGGACGGAAGACGCCAAAAAAGGGGAAUGGACGCGGACACUAAUUCAUGACGUACGAGGCUGGGUGAUGAGGAGACAUGGGAGCAUGGACUUCCAUCUCGCUCAAGUAUUAUCUGGGCAUGGCUGCUUCAGUUAUUACACCCACCGAAUAGGGAAAAAAGAGGAGCCAAACUGUAGGCACUGUCCAUCAACUCUAGACAACGCGCACCACACGCUGGUUGAAUGUAGGGCAUGGGCAGCUGAAAGAGAGGAGUUAGAAGCAGAGAUCGGCCAGUUGGACAUCGGCACUCUGAUCGGGAAGAUGCUCAGCAACACUCAGGCUUGGGAAGCAGUGUCCGCAUUCACGAAACGGACGAUGAAGCAAAAGGAGGCGUUGGAGAGUGCCCAGCAGCUGGAAGAGAGGAACAUGACAAACUAG